AUGUCUACUAAUCCUUUUGACCUUUUAGGUAACGACGUCGAAGACGACACCCAAGUUGCUUCCAUUCCAAAGGAACUCGUCAAGAAGUCCACUUCUUCUAAGAAGAAGGACGUUCCACCACCUUCUGCUGACAAGAAGCGUGCUUCCAAGAACGGCCGUCCAUCCCUCCCAGCUAACGAAGCUGCUGUCCGUGACAAGUCCGUUGGCCGUGGUGCUAACCGUGCCAGAUCCACCGACGCCCCAGCUGGUGCCAAGAAGGGUGGUAAGCCAAAGUCCACCGGUCCAAACGACCGUAAGUCCAGAACCGGUAAGACCGACUCCGCCAAGAAGUUGAAGCAAGCUGGUUGGACUGGUGAAGACGGUGAAAGAGAAUUGCAAACUGAAGAAGCCGCCGCCGAAGACGUUACCGAAGAAGUUGCCGCCGAAGAAGCCGCUGAAGAAGCUAAGGGUCCAGCCAAGAAGUCUUUGCAAGAAUACUUGGCCGAAAUUGAAGCCCAAAAGGAAGCCACUGCCUCUACUACUGCUUCUAGCAGAACCAUCGAAGCUUUGGUUGGUGAAAAGAUUGAAAAGAAGGAAGAAGUUUUCUUCAACUCUACCGUUGCCAAGAAGGAAAAGCAAAAGGCUAGAAAGGAAAAGCAAACCUUGGACAUCUCUGCUGUCUUCUCCGAUGAAUUGCCAUUCGAAAGAAGAAGCGGUGCUCCAAGAAGAGGUGGUGCCCGUGGUGGUGCUCGUGGUGGUAAGAAGUCUGCCGGCCGUAAGCCAGCUGCCGCUAAAGGUGCCGUCUUGGAUGACAAGAACUUCCCAUCUUUGGGUUAA
This is a messenger RNA of Saccharomycopsis crataegensis, 816 nucleotides long. Its product is annotated as Stm1 protein. Bases 1 to 816 code for a protein of 271 amino acids. The record is from RefSeq and is a predicted model, not a curated record. The transcript has 3 exons. Lineage: Eukaryota; Fungi; Ascomycota; Saccharomycetes; Ascoideales; Saccharomycopsidaceae.